GCAUUGGAGGGGAAAGAAGAGGACACGCCUGUGUUUGUCAAGCAGGUGUUUGUGUGUCUACAAGUGUUUGUCAUUCAUACGCUGAAACAGAAGAGCAGCAAACCCUCAAUUCUCUCAGCAGCAGCAUCUCUUACUAGCAGAAGAAACGCCAACAUGCAGACUGCAGAGGCCGUGUCAGCAACUAUAAACACUAACAGGAACUGUACGGUGGAGAUCACCAAUGUUAGCAGCGUUUACUGCCUUAUCAAUCCAAAAGUCUACAUGUCCAGUGGGUUCAGUUUCCAUCCUCCUCAACCCACCAUCCGCACCACCAGGACCGAGGUUUGCUCAUUCACAAAGGAUGACAACACUGCCACUGGGGCUGUGGGCAUCUUGACCUAUGACCUCUCCCACAUGCAGAAUCAUAUGUGCACUGAGCGCAUGGCCAUUAUGUUCUCUGUUCCCUUCGACUACCACCACUACAAGAAUGUCAUGGGCAUUGGGUUGUUUGAGAGCAGCCGUGGAUGUGACAAGGCCCUGUACAAGCACAUGUAUGAGGGAAAGGACUUCAGCCAGUUCACCCGUGUAGAUGCAGGGGGAUCUGGAAUCACCCACAGAGGAAAGAAAGUAGACUUAAGAGCGACCAUGUCUACUGUGGGCAAGGCUAUUAUUAAGCUAGAGGUGUAUGAUAAGAUGGGCUAAAUAAUAAACAAAUUCAGCUUUAACUCAGUAAUUCAAAAUUGUUUCAUAUACUUUACAUGAUCUUAUUCAUCAUAUGCAAAAUAAUAAUAAACAUGGCUUUGUGCUUUUUAAAAUGUUGAUGUCACGUUUUGAUGUCUGUAUUAAUACCUGCAUUUAUGCGGUCCAAAGAUUU
Messenger RNA from Rhinichthys klamathensis goyatoka, 853 nucleotides. Its product is annotated as DELTA-actitoxin-Aeq1c. The transcript has 3 exons. Gene Ontology annotation, biological process: cytolysis in another organism; monoatomic cation transport; pore complex assembly. NCBI's taxonomy places the organism in Eukaryota, Metazoa, Chordata, Actinopteri, Cypriniformes, Leuciscidae. The record is from RefSeq and is a predicted model, not a curated record. Gene Ontology annotation, cellular component: pore complex. Gene Ontology annotation, molecular function: channel activity. Bases 154 to 681 code for a protein of 175 amino acids.